UCAUUUCGCUCUCAAAUAUUUCGUUUGUACAGAGAAGACAAAGAAAAAAGAAAAACAAGACAAAAAAAGUGCAAAUAAUUAAUAUUAUUUUUUUUUAGUAAACUUUGAAUAGUUUCGCUCGAUACAAAAAAAAAACACCCAAAAAAAUCUAUUUACACAAUUCUAUUAAAUCAACCAAUUCAAUCAAAAAAGCAAAGUGCUAUUUGCAUUUUUUAACUAAGAACAAAUAAAUUCCCAUCCCAAGUUUCAUAAGCGCUCUCCAACAAAAAUUAAAAGAAAAAAAAAAAACCUCCAAACGAAUUUGCGUCGCAGAGAUAUUUUGUUUUGGUUGUGGAUUUGCAGUGGUUGUUUUUAAACAAAGAAAUUUUCUUUGCAUUUUUUUACUCAUUUUAUUAUUACUCAGAGUUUGAGGCUACUCGCUGGAUAACCCACAACUUGAUACUUUACCUUGAUAAUUAAAUACUCUCGGCUGAGAAAAUGCUCGACUUGGAAGUUGUUCCCGAAAAGUCACUUGGCUGUGAUAGCUGGGAAUUUGUCCUGGGCAUGCAUUUCUCUCAAGCCAUUGCCAUAAUCCAAUCCCAAGUGGGGAUCAUCAAAGGCGUCCAAGUCCUUUAUUCGGACACAAAUCCAUUGGGCGUGGAUAUCAUAAUAAAUCUCCCGCAAGACGGUAUUCGAUUGAUCUUUGAUCCUGUGGUGCAACGGCUCAAGACAAUCGAAGUAUUCAGCAUGAAAUUGGUCAAACUAAAGUAUGGUGGGGUGUUCUUUAACAGCCCCGAAGUACUGCCCUCAAUCGAACAGAUCGAGCAUUCCUUUGGAGCCACACACCCAGGCGUUUAUGAUGCAGCCAAGCAGUUAUUUGCCCUGCAUUUCAGAGGCUUGAGUUUCUACUUUCCUGUGGAUAGUAAACUUCAGGCUGGCCAUGCUCACGGGAUGGGUUCGUUAGUGUUCUUGAAUGGUGCUUCGCCUGUGGUCUCAAAGAUGUCCCUGUACUCGGGCAGUAAUGUGGCUGAGAACAGACCUCCGCCUCUUCCACUGUCUUGUUACAAUCGACAGUUACACCUUGAAUCGGCUUCUGUGUUGCGCAAUCCUCUGGGAAUGACUCGUGGCCUCAAGUUGAAACUUUUCACUGAAGGCUCAGGUCGGGCUUUGGAACCUCGCAGACAGUGCUUCACAAAGGAAAUUAUAUUUGGCGAUAGUUGUCAGGAUGUGGCCAUGAAUCUGGGCGCUCCCAAUCGAAUUUUCUUCAAAAGCGAGGAUAAAAUGAAAAUCCACUCGUCGAAUGUAAAUCGCCAGGCACAGAGCAAACGAAGUGACAUAUUCUUCAACUAUUUCACACUCGGCAUUGAUAUACUCUUCGAUGCACGCACUCAAACCUGCAAGAAGUUCAUCCUGCACACAAAUUAUCCAGGCCAUUUUAACUUCAACAUGUACCAUCGCUGUGAAUUCCAGUUCCAACUGAAGCCAGACAAAGUCCUCGAUGGGGACAAACAAAUGUCGUCACAAUCAGUUCCCAUUACGGCAUAUUCGAAAUGGGACGAUAUCAGUUCAUCGCUGGUUCCAUCGGAACGGCCAGUUGUUUUGCAUCGUGCCAGCUCCACCAAUACCGCCAAUCCAUUUGGGUCGACCUUCUGCUAUGGCUAUCAGGAUAUCAUAUUUGAGGUGAUGCCCAAUAAACAUAUUGCCUCGGUGACGUUGUAUAAUACGUCGCCGUCUAAGCAAAAGGAAUACCUCUGGCAGAAUAAUAAGAUGCAGGAUAUUCGCCUUACAGUAGCGUGAAAUUUCUAAAAAAAAAAAUGUAAACAAGAGCAGCAGAGAGAACAAACAAAAGAAAAGAAAUUGGAACGUGACUCAGUAAAAAAAAAAAAAAAUGGCCAAAUAUAGGCGAAACUAACUCUUAUAUAAAAUACAUUAUAUAUAUAUAUUGUUUCUACACACACACACACACAUAACAUAUGAUCUAUAUUUUUUAAACAAUUUCCUAUAUUUAAGUCCUUAAACAAAAAAAAAAAAAGAUAAAAAAAAAUUAAAACAAAACAAAAAAAAAAAAAAAUUAAAAUUAACUGUGUUUUUGUAUUUUUAUUUCUCUGAUUUUAUGUGAAGAAGUUGUGUAUUAAGUAGUGUUAUGUUAGCUGUUCAUAUACAAUAGAAAGUAAAUUAAUAAAGUAAACUUCUGUACAUAAAACAUUUU
Messenger RNA from Episyrphus balteatus (marmalade hoverfly), 2188 nucleotides. Its product is annotated as PHAF1 protein CG7083. The record is from RefSeq and is a predicted model, not a curated record. Gene Ontology annotation, biological process: Golgi to plasma membrane protein transport. The coding region runs from base 478 to 1776 and encodes 432 amino acids. Lineage: Eukaryota; Metazoa; Arthropoda; Insecta; Diptera; Syrphidae. The transcript has 2 exons. Gene Ontology annotation, cellular component: trans-Golgi network.